Molecule: messenger RNA, 839 nt
Organism: Pistacia vera
Lineage: Eukaryota; Viridiplantae; Streptophyta; Magnoliopsida; Sapindales; Anacardiaceae
Product: 50S ribosomal protein L24, chloroplastic
Exons: 4
Coding region: 118-690 (190 amino acids)
Biological process (GO): translation
Cellular component (GO): mitochondrion; ribosome
Molecular function (GO): structural constituent of ribosome; RNA binding
Source: RefSeq, a predicted model, not a curated record
UAAGCCACAUCCUUUAUUUCUGCUUGCUACGUUAUCCAGAUAAUCAUCUUCUCGCAAGACACUGCUCACAGUGAAACUCACGUUGUGGAAGAAGAAGAGGAAGUGAAAUUGGCAGCAAUGGCUGCACUUCAAAGCUCAAUGACGUCUCUUUCAAUCUCCUCCAACUCCUUCUUUGGUCAACGCCUCUAUUUUCCAUCUCUCUCUCCUAUCACUGUCAAGCCAACAGACAAGCCAUGUCUCAUUGUAGCAAAGCUUAAGCACUGGGAACGAAAGGAUUGUAAACCAAACAGCCUUCCAGUUCUACACAAAAUGCAUGUUAAGUUAGGAGAUAUGGUUAAAGUCAUAGCUGGAAAUGAUAAAGGUAAAACAGGAGAGAUUACUAAGGUGUUUAAGCAUAACAGCACAGUGAUAGUCAAAGAUAUAAACCUCAAGACAAAGCAUGUGAAGAAAAAAGAAGAGGACGAACAAGGGCAGAUUAUUAAGAUUGAAGCACCUAUUCACAGCUCGAAUGUGAUGCUAUAUUCAAAAGAACAGGAUGUAGCAAGCCGGGUGGGUCAUAAAGUCCUCGAUGAUGGAACACGAGUCCGCUAUCUUAUAAAAACUGGAGAGAUUAUUGACAGUACAGAAAACUGGAAGAAACUGAAGGAAGCCAAAAGCAAAGAGAAAACUGAAGUUGCUGCUGCUUCAUAAGAGUCCCUAACUCCCCUUAAUGUAUCUUUUGAAAAUCUGAAUAUAUAUUUGUUAUUGGUCCUUUCGUUUCAGAUACAGUGUCCUUGUUGAUUCUUACUUCAUCAGAGCUAAGUAAUUUUUUAGUUCCUCUGAUAGCAAAACAUGAUUUA